GUCAAGUGCCACAUCAAGGAACUCAAAGAAUUCGGGGAAGGAGUUCACAUGUACUUCCUGUUGCUCCAACACAUCGCGGUGCUGUUCGUGGUCCUGGCGUUUGUUCCCGGGGCGGUGCUGGUGAUUUUUAACGCUCUCGGCGGUUGGUACGACACGGCUGACCUGGAGCGAACCAUGUUGGGCAAUUUUGGGCUGCUGACGCAUAAUGGAGCUGGCAGCGCACUCAACCUCACCACCUCGGGAAUCUCGUCGAGAAGUGUAUCCCAGGAGGGCUCCGUGACUGCGCUGUUCGCCUCCACCUGGUACCAGCCAGCCGCCAAGGUGGCCGGAAUGAACAAGAGGUCACUGCUGGUGGCCAUGUCGGCAUUGGACCUCGUCGGGGUGGUGGCGUUCUUCGGGUUCGCCAUGUUCAUGAUCUAUCGCGUACGACGCACCGCACACGCCAGUGACGCCUCCGCCGCCACCCUCAAGGACUACUCGGUGCGGGUGGAGGGGCUGCCGCCGGACACGUCAGCAGCCGCCUUGAAGGACUACUUGACCAAGGCGGCAGGGGAGGGCGUGGAGGUGGCUGAGAUGGAGCUGUGUCGGUGUGUUGACAACCUGGUGGCGCUGGUGGUGGAGAGGGGCAAGCUGGUGGAGCAACAUGAGCUCACAUUGGCGAAAGUGCAGAGGACGGCCGAGGUGGUGACGGCCUUCGUAACGCUUUCCUCGCACGAGGGCCGCCAGCGGGUGCUGCGGGCCCUGCCCAGGAGCCUGAUGAAGCAAUGGAGGAUGAAGCCGGAGAGGAAGUUCAAUAACGGGGGAAUAGGAAUGUCCCGGAUAAGGCCCGUGGCGCUGAAUGUAAGUCCCGCUCCGGAACCUUCCGACAUCAAGUACGAGAAUCUAGAAUAUAGCCGCGGGGAGCGGAUAGUCAGGUCCAUUGCCACGAAUACAGCCAAGUACCUGGUGCUGCUGGUCGGCUUCCUGCUGGUCAGCUUGGCCCCCGCACUGCGGAUGGGCAUUGCGGCCAAGGGCUCCGGACCCCCGCGUAGCCAGUGCACAGCGGCGUGCUCCUACACGGACGGCACCGGGAACUAUGUGCUCAGCAACGCCAACCGGGAGCUGUACAAGCAGUGUGACCCGGUAUCCGGUACCGGUGCGCUGCACAAUAAGUUGGAUUGUCAGCACCUGUACGUCAUAUAUGUCGUAAUGGUGUACUCAUCCGGCAUUCCGUUGCUGUACAUCCUGGCCGCCGUACAUUUCUCCACGUGUUACUGGUCGGAGAAGUACGAGCUGCUGCGGCUGUGCAAGCGUCCCCUCACGUACAGUCGCGACCUGGCCUUCUACUUCAGCUCCUCUCUGCCCUUCGCGGCGCUGUGGCACCUGGCCUUCGGCAUCUGGUUCUUUGGCCUGUACGGCAUGCCCAAGUCGCCGCUCAUCGCCAAGACUUUCCGACGGAGCCUGGAAUCCAGCGUCAAGGUGUUCAAGGUACUGGGCCUUAUGCCGGUCGCAUCCUCCCUGUCACCCCAGCUGGUAGCCUGGCGCUUCACCCAGGCCAACACCGCCCCCUUGUUCCUGGCCUUCAUCGCUUGCGGCGGAGUGCUCUUUGUAUUUCUCACGACCUCAACGUGGAUUGAGUUGAUGCGCAGCCUCGCUAAGCAGCUGGGGCUGCUGAGCGACAUGGCUGGAGAAGGGCCGGAGGGGGCGGCGAUGACGGCGGUCCCGGAAUUCAGCACGGCAGUUCGUAGCCAGCUACUUAUAGGGCCGGCAACCUACGAAAUCGAGCAGAACCCCGCUUACAGGCACGCGUUUGCGGCGAUGGAGGAUCUGCAGUGGGUCUCGAAUAAGCCACCGCCGCUAACGACGACUAAAAGCGGCCGGCAGCGGAGGCGGACUGCGGCUGACAAGCUGCGGGCCAAACAGAGGGCCGCUUUGGCAGUAGCGGCCGGCACCGCCUUUCCAGGCCCGCUGCAUGCAAACAAGGUGGUUACGGAGCUGCCGCCUCAUUCGCAGUUGCCAGUGGCUGGGGCGGCGCCGCCGCAGCGCUCUAGCGGCUCUCAGGUAGCAACCAAGCAGCAGGCGGAGCUGGGGAUGGACCUGCAGCCAGCUGCAGCAGCAGCAGAGGGAUGGCCGGAGCAGAAACCGCCGUAG
Volvox carteri f. nagariensis is the source of this 2130-nucleotide messenger RNA. RefSeq lists its product as uncharacterized. The record is from RefSeq and is a predicted model, not a curated record. Gene Ontology annotation, cellular component: plasma membrane. Gene Ontology annotation, molecular function: calcium-activated cation channel activity. Lineage: Eukaryota; Viridiplantae; Chlorophyta; Chlorophyceae; Chlamydomonadales; Volvocaceae. The transcript is spliced from 13 exons. The annotation marks the transcript as partial.